UAAACCAGCGCCGCUUAAUUCUUCCCUUUUUUCUUGUUUCUUUUCUUCUUUCUUUGCAGCUUCUUCUUCUCUCUUCUUUUUGUCUCUUUUCUUCUUUCUUUUCAGAUUCUUCUUCUCUCUUCUUCUUUGUCUUCUUUUUCUUCUUCUUCUUCUUCUUCUUCUAAUUUUUGAAUCUAACCAAAACAUAGUACCCUUCAAAUCAAUCCAUAGAAAUACCUAUUAUAUUUCAUAUGUUGAUACUUUUUUUUGUUUCUCUACAUGCGAAUCGAUUUUCCACUUUCGAAUCGAUGGAUUCUGAACCCUCUAGAUCAGAUUGAGCUGCUCAGCUCGUCUGCAAUCUCUCUCUGUUUUCCGCCACUCGUCGCCCCCUCCGGCCCACGCCGCUCGCCUCGAAAUCUCUACAGCAACAGCCUGCGCCGUGCUCCGCCUCACUGUGUAGCCUAUCAGUUUUCGUCGUCCUGUUUCCUCCGGCCUCGGCCCAUCCGUCCGGCGACUCUUUAGCAGCUCUGCCGACAACUCCCCAACCCAACGCCUAAUAGCAGGUGCACCAAUUAGAAGAUACUCGAUUUAUUUUGGUUUUGUGAAGUCGCAGUAGAGGAUCUCCACCCGGAAAACCCUCCUUAAACCCUUGAGAUUUGAGAACGUUGCAGUUCACAUCUGCUGCAUCAAUCUACACGAAAAUGGCUCAUCGUCUUGUUCGAGGAUUACGAGGGGCCGUAAGAACUCUUGUCUUUCACCAACCCCCAAAACCCCUCACCCAGUUUUUGACUCCAACUAGAAAUUACGUCAACGAUAUGCGAAAAUCGGCCUUCGAGGGCAACAUUGCUCGCCUCAUUCGGAGCGAAAUCCAGUACGAGCUCGACCAUUCCCCGCCGUCUGUGCCUAUACCAGAAUUCAAUUCAUUCAAGGUUGAUGAACUACCAGGGGAGCAGUGGAUUCGACUAAGCAGGAAAUUUGGAGAGGAUGAGGAGAUAAAAAUAGAGGUGACUAUGUUUGAUGGAUCUGUUCCCAUGAAAAUGCAUGAUGAUAAGGAGGAUGUGAAGCUUCAUGUUACUUUGAUAGUUGAUGUCAUGAAGGGGAAAGACGGGGACAUAUUGGAGUUUGUUUGCUCUGGGUGGCCAGGUUGUAUAGAGAUACGCAAUGUAUUUAUCCGUGGGCAAGGCAGAUUAAAAGGUCGGCCGUACAUGGGUCCCCAAUUCAAGGAAUUGGACGAUGAGCUUCAGGAUUCUCUCUACGAUUUCUUAGAGGCAAGGGGUGUAGAUGACGAGCUGGCUGAGUUUUUGCAUGCCUAUAUGAGGUACAAGGAUAAAAAUGAGUACAUACGCUGGAUGGAAAGCAUGAAAACUUAUAUUCAGAAGAAAUAGAUAACAAAACGUGUCGUUUCUUUUUGGUAUCGAUGAAUCUGUAUGCAACAAAUGCCCUGACGCCUUGUCAUUGUACAAGUCAUAAAACUGAGGGUUUGGAAGAUGGGAGAAAUUGUUGCACAGAAUUGUUUAUUAGCAUCAUUUCAUGUUAGAAGAAGCUAAGAACCUUUUGAUCGAAGCUAGUUAGUUUUUUUUUUUUUUUUUUUUCUCGUUCGUCUGCUGCAGUUUAAUUUAGAUUGAUUAGUAAUACGUGUGUCGACUAAUUGAGAAAAUUUUGUUUAUUCAUUCAAAUUUUUGAAUUACGAUAUCUUCCGACCAA
Messenger RNA from Salvia miltiorrhiza (redroot sage), 1683 nucleotides. RefSeq lists its product as uncharacterized. The record is from RefSeq and is a predicted model, not a curated record. Bases 681 to 1364 code for a protein of 227 amino acids. Lineage: Eukaryota; Viridiplantae; Streptophyta; Magnoliopsida; Lamiales; Lamiaceae. Gene Ontology annotation, cellular component: mitochondrial matrix. The transcript is spliced from 5 exons.